GAAAGAGAUUCUUAAUAAGUACUGUGCUGACAGAGAGCACAAUAUACAGUAUAAGCUUCAGCUUUUUAGUUCUGCUUCUGAACAUACCUCCUUUUAAUGAACAUAAGUGUAUCUGGCUAAAAGGCAGAUUGGAGGUUGUAGCCAGUCACCCAGUCCAAGCUCAUGAAAAAGAGAAAAGCCAACAGAAGACCCCCUAGUGAUUGAUGGAAAUCAAUCAAUCAAUCAACCAAUCAAUCAAUCAAUCAAUCUCUCGCUCUCUCAACGAGUGGUAGGUAUUUCACUCAUCACUAUUGCUUCCAAUGACCAAUCGCUGAGCACCACUGUUUCAAGACCAAGGAGGACUUCUUUCUAUAAGAAAUAAUAAUAAUAUCUAUUAUUUUCUAUUCAGCAUACACUCCACCAUUACAGGAAUACUACAGCAUUUAUUUUUCAUUUUCAAUUCAACGUAAUCUUAAUUUGCCACAUAUGCCCAUUUACCACUGACAACAACUUCAACACUAAAAACCUACAACCAACUACUACAGCUACAAAAAUUUCACUCAAAAAUAAAAGGUUUAGGAUAAGGCAGACUAAGUCAUGGAUACCGUAUAGCCUGCAUCAUUUUAAGCAACUUUUUUUUUUUUUUUACCCAUUCCCACCAAAUAAUUAACUGGAAACCAUGUAUUGAGUAUGACAUCCGGCAGCAUAUUAAGUUUUGAAGCUAUACAUUUCAUGGCCAUGACUUUGGUAUCUCAUGGCCAUGAAGUACUUAGUUUGUGGUCUCAAAAUAUUAACUCAUGGGCUCAGUAUGCGGUAUGAAUUUGUCGCAAUGUCUUCUUAAAAAUUACCCAGCAUGUCACAUCAGCACCUCUUUAGCACAUAAACAAUAAAGGAGUUUGGAUGUCAUUUACAUGGAGCAAUGGAUCCUUCUCGGGCGAAUUGUAUUUCAGCCCAGCACCUAUUUAAUUGGAUGUGCACGUCAUUUUUUUUAUUAUUAUUAUAGUUUUAUCCAGCUGUCCAAUGCUGGAGCAAUGUAAUUGGUCCAAUUAGUCUCAGUCUUAUGCAUUAAACAAAUACUACAGUGUUUCUCAUCCUGCUAUUCAUUUACCUCAGGUGUAGCAACAAUUUCUACACAGAAAAAGCCCAAUCAAGGGCAGUUGAAUCCCAUCAAUAAGCGUUUAAAAUAUGCAGUAAUAUAAUGCAAAUUGAAAACAACAAUGCACUCAAACACAAAGACUCAAUAAAGAAUUUAGGAUUUAAAAAAAUUACCAAUACCAAUAAGAACAACAAAAAGGAAAAAAAAAAAAGAUUCAUUCAUGCUUGGAAGCUUGUGCUAUCAUGUUAUAAUAUAAAGACAACAUUUCCGUUCAACAAUGGAUUUUUGUCAAAUAGUUCCUCAUCCCAACCCUCGUUUAAUUGGAUGUGCACUUCAUUUUUGUUGUUCUUUCCAAAAGAUUUUAAUAUCCGUGUAUCAAAAAUACUAAUCUGAUUGGGAAGAAACCCACAUUUCACUCUCGCUAUGUGAUGGUAAAUGUACUCUCGUGUCUCCCUCCCUUCCCCUCCCUCUUUCUCUCUCUCUCUCAUUACACUCACUGCACAUCGCACCGGUGUGCCUCCUUCUGUCUCUCUCUCAACAAGAUUCAUGGACUAACCUACGAGGACUUCUUUUGGAUUUCAUGAUGAACACCACGCUUUUCCUCGUCACCCCUGUGUGCUACUUUUGUCUCCUUUUCUAUUUCCUUUUCCACAGUGGAAUGUGUUCCGAGGCUGAGCAUCGACUCUUUACUGUCAUCUUCUCCAACUAUAACCAGUACAUCAGACCAGUGGAGAACGUCUCUGACCCAGUGAUAGUCCAGUUUGAGGUGUCCAUGUCCCAGCUAGUGAAAGUGGAUGAAGUUAACCAGAUUAUGGAGACAAAUCUGUGGCUAAGACACAUAUGGAAUGACUAUAAAUUGAGGUGGAAUCCCAAAGAAUUUGGAGGCGUGGAGUUCAUCCGUGUCCCUUCCAACAGGAUUUGGAAGCCAGACAUUGUAUUAUAUAACAACGCAGUGGGAGACUUCCAGGUGGAUGAUAAAACCAAAGCUCUCCUUCGCUACAAUGGAGACGUGACGUGGAUUCCUCCUGCCAUUUUCAAAAGCUCAUGCAAGAUUGAUGUCACCUACUUUCCCUUCGACUACCAGAAUUGCACCAUGAAGUUUGGCUCAUGGACCUAUGACAAGGCCAAGAUUGAUCUGGUUCUGAUUGGCUCCACAAUCAACCUGAAGGAUUUCUGGGAGAGUGGGGAGUGGACGAUUAUUGAUGCUCCAGGCUACAAGCAUGACAUCAAAUACAACUGUUGUGAGGAGAUCUACACUGACAUUACCUACUCGCUCUACAUCCGUCGCCUGCCUCUUUUCUACACCAUUAACAUGAUCAUCCCGUGCCUGCUCAUCUCAUUCUUGACCGUUCUGGUAUUUUAUCUUCCAUCAGAUUGUGGUGAAAAAGUGACGCUUUGCAUCUCAGUUCUCCUUUCCCUCACCGUCUUCCUUUUGGUCAUCACUGAAACCAUUCCAUCCACCUCUCUAGUCAUUCCACUGAUUGGUGAGUACCUCCUGUUUACCAUGAUCUUCGUCACACUUUCCAUAGUCAUCACCGUCUUUGUGCUUAACGUGCAUUACCGAACACCCAAGACCCAUACCAUGCCACGAUGGGUGCGUCAUAUAUUCCUUAGCCUCCUUCCCAGAAUCAUGUUCAUGACCAGGCCUGAGCGAGACCCAGGGAAGCAAAAAAGUUUUGGAGCUCCUCAUCGAUCAUGUUCCCUCCAUUCUUCCACUUCCUUUCCCCAACAUCUCACCAAGCAACAGAGCCUUCCAGGCAGCCUUCCUCGGCGCACUCAACUCUUGCUCAGCACCGAGCUGAACACCCUGAGUGAAGCUGUUAAGGCUAGCUCAAGUUUCUUGUGUAGAGAUGGGAGAUGUACCUGCUGCUUAAGGCAGCUCUCUACCAAACUGGCCAGAAAUGGACCUGGAGGAGCUGGAAUGGGGACUUUGGGGGCAGUUAGUGGAGCAGGUAUAAUGGUAGGAAGUGGAGCAGGAGGAAGUAGCCCAUGUUCAAGCUCCGAGUCUCUGGAUGGGGGACUUUUGACUGUCUGCACACUGUCACCAGAAGUUCGGGAAGCUAUUGAGAGUGUUAAGUACAUUGCAGAGAAUAUGAGGCUACAAAAUGAAGCCAAAGAGGUCCAGGAUGACUGGAAAUACGUGGCCAUGGUGAUUGACAGAAUCUUCUUGUGGGUGUUUAUCCUGGUGUGUAUUCUGGGAACAGCAGGACUCUUUUUACAGCCCCUCCUCAUGGGAGAAGAUAUGUGAUUCUCCGUGAUCAAUCUUCAACAGACUUAAGAAACCUCGGCUAAGUGAUGGCGGGUGUGUGCAACUUUAUAAACAGCAAAUCGGGGAUGUCUACGGCACUCCGUAGUCCUUGUGCCAUAGCUUUUCUUUUUCUUUCAAAGACUUUCAUGAAGCUGGUGGAAAAUUCUGUCUUUUCAAAACAUUUCUAACAAGUUCUUACAG
Molecule: messenger RNA, 3524 nt
Organism: Ictalurus furcatus (blue catfish)
Lineage: Eukaryota; Metazoa; Chordata; Actinopteri; Siluriformes; Ictaluridae
Gene: chrna3
Product: cholinergic receptor, nicotinic, alpha 3
Exons: 6
Coding region: 1656-3323 (555 amino acids)
Biological process (GO): nervous system process; monoatomic ion transmembrane transport; signal transduction
Cellular component (GO): postsynaptic membrane; neuron projection; synapse
Molecular function (GO): transmembrane signaling receptor activity; acetylcholine-gated monoatomic cation-selective channel activity
Source: RefSeq, a predicted model, not a curated record